This is a messenger RNA of Drosophila eugracilis, 6870 nucleotides long. RefSeq names its product PH and SEC7 domain-containing protein (gene Efa6). Gene Ontology annotation, biological process: regulation of ARF protein signal transduction. Bases 553 to 5334 code for a protein of 1593 amino acids. The record is from RefSeq and is a predicted model, not a curated record. The transcript has 15 exons. Gene Ontology annotation, molecular function: guanyl-nucleotide exchange factor activity; protein binding; phospholipid binding. NCBI's taxonomy places the organism in Eukaryota, Metazoa, Arthropoda, Insecta, Diptera, Drosophilidae.
UGGUCCCUAGUACAAUAGUUAAAUUUACAAUUUACAAAUACGAUGCGAUAGCUCCACAUUUGUCCGAAAAUGUGCGGUUAAAAUUCCCCGCGAUCCGCAAAGCGGCGGUGAAACAGUCGAACAAAAGCGACAGAAAAAGAAACGAAGCGAGAAGAAGAAGUGAGAAUUAAACAAGUUUGCGUGGAACGAAAAAUUGCGUGAAAAGAAAAGAAGAAAGCCACUGAAGAGCAGAUGCAAUGAUGGUUUAUGUUUAACAAAUUUGCUAAGGAGUUUCGAGUUUUUUUGAGCCCUCGUCAUCCGUAAGUUCGUGUGUGUGAGUCUGCCAACGAGUGUGUGUGUGCGUGAGUGUUGUGAGUGGUUUGGAAAUGAGAGUGUCGCAGUUCGAGUGCAAAUGAAGUUGGCCAAGCCCAAAACGCGAAAUAAUUAAAGCAACUAAGAAAAGUACCCGUCGCGUGGGGAUUAACUACACCCAGGGGUUAACCAAGAAAAUUAAUACAAAACAACAAAAGCAAAAAUCCGAUCGUGAGCAGGACGAAGAAGGAGACAGCCAAAAUGAGCGAAGAACUGAAAGUGGUGCUGAGGCGCAGUGAGCAGCAUUCCGGUUUCGGGUUUUCGCUGCUCGGAACCACUGGACCGCCACAUGUCAUCUACGACAUCGUCGAGAAUUCGCCGGCAGCCGAUUGUGGAGCGGUUGAGGCCGGGGAUGUCAUCCUCAAAGUCAACGGAACAGAUGUCCAUCGCUAUACAACGAAGCAAGUUCUCAAAUGCCUGCGCCUGUCGGAACAGCUGGUAACCUUGGAGCUGAAGCGAGAUCCCAAGCUCAAGGCGCGGAUCAAAGAGCAGCUGGCCAACACCCAGAGUCCGCAUUAUGUGGACAUUGAGUCGCCGAAUAUCUACGAUUACAACAGUAGCAGCACCAACUCCUCGCCGAAUCACAGGCCAAACACCGGUGGUAAGGGGGUGGCGACCACUCCCUCGCAAAGCGGACUGCGCUAUAAGUCGCCAACGCACUUGCCCUCACUGCGCCAGAACUCGUCGCCCCUACUGGCGAGUGGAUCUACCACAACCACGACCACCGCCACGCAUACGCACACCCACAGUCGAAACUCCUCGGCCAGCUCCACCAAGAUCAAGGUGGUGGAGACCAGCAUCACCACCUCGACCACAGGCAUAGUAGGGCUUGCAUCGCCCACCGGUAGUGCUGGUGGGGAGGCCACAUCGCCCACCUUCCGCCCCUCACGCAUUCCACAGGCGCUGACCAAAUGUGCCGUACCGAAGCCCGUGCCCGUUCUCCAUUCGCCCCAAAAUAAGCGUCCACGGCCCUCGCAAAUACCGACGAAGGCGUCUAACGGCAACGGGAACGGACAUACUCCCCAGUUGCCUCCCCAAUCGCUGCAACAUUCGAACAGCUAUAGCGGCAGUCCAGUAACCCGACAACGGUUUACGGACAGGGAGCAGGAACGGGAACCGGAACCGAACUCGGCGCCACCGCAGCCAGCAAAGGCGCCACGUUUUGAGGCUUACAUGAUGACUGGGGACCUGAUCCUCAAUCUAUCACGAACACCACAAACCAGCAAUCCCCUACCUGCCCAGACCAAGAAGGUGGACAGUCUACGGGACUCACCCAGUCGCCCGAUUAACUCACGUAUCAAUGGCGCACUGGCACCGCGUGCCUCUGGUGAAUCCUCUCCCACGUCCUCCUCGUCUGUGGACUCGCCCAUCAAUACCAGCUCGGAUUCGGUGAAGCGCGAGGCAAAACUGUUACAAAAGCAACAACAGCAGCAGCAACAACAACCUCACCAACAGCAACAGCAGCGGGACAGCAUAAAUAACAGCUACAACCGCAAGGAUUCGCUGACCAACGAUACGCUGUUGAUGUGCGAGGAGCUGGAGCAGGACGAGGAGGGCGAAUAUGUCCUGGAAGAGGACAACAAGCAGCAGCGACAGCGCCAACAGCAGCAUCGAUACCGACAACAGCAAAAUCAGCAACGCUACGAAUACUACCAAAACGAGGACGAGCUGGAGGAACAGGAGGAGGUGGAAGAGGAACGCGAGGAGGAUCAAACGCACUACGACAUCACAAAUAUCGAAACCUACCAGAGCGGAUUGGGCCGGGGAGACGAGGAUGACAGCGAUCGGCAGUGCCUGGUGGAUGACGACGAUGAUGAUGACGCCUACGACGAUGAGGAGAAUGAUGCCGGUGACGAGGAUUAUUCGACCAACUCGCUGGGUUCAGGUUCAGCGAAACAAAGAUUGCGAGCGCUAAAACAGCGGACUGCCACCCGCCAGCAGCAGCGAAAUCGGGACGCCGUUGACUGCGCCGGACGUUCCGGAUCGGGAUCUUCAUCUACCACGGUCAAGAGCGAGGCGGGCGGCCUUGGUCUGGACGAAACCUCCUUCUCAGUGCCAACAUCUCCCAUCUCGCUGUCGACGCCUCUAAUCGACAAGGAAACGGCCAACUCUGUGCCCACCAGCCCAGAACCUAGUUCGCUUGUUCCCGAAUCGAGUAGUGGCGCUGGCGCCGGAGCUGUGGUAGUUCGCCGACACAAUGGGCAUGUUGUGCGGAAAUGUGAUGCAGCUGGAUUCCGCACCAGCAAGUCCGAGGACCAUCUGCAGCAGAUCCAGCGGGAGGGCAUCGCUGCUGUGAUACCUAUCGACAUCGAUGAGGAUGUGAAUAGUUCAUUGAACACGUUGCUGGACACGCGUCAAGACUCCGAGGACUCACAGUCGAUGGCCACUGUAAUUGUAAACAACUCGUCACUGGCCUCGAACAACAACGAGGGUGAGCAGAACGACAACCGGAGCAGCAGCAACAGCAGCUCCAGCGACAACAAUAACUGCAGCAGCAACAUCAGCGAACCAGCAGCAACAUCUGCAACUGCAACAAUCACGACGACUGCAACAUCAACGAGAACGAUGAACUGCAGCAGCAAAUUAAACUAUAUUUUAUGCAAAAAGGCAUCGGAUCGCGACCGGAUCGUGUGGACUUAUAAUGCCCCUCUCCAGCCGCACCAGUUGGCGGCCCUACAGCGACAGCAGCAGCAACAAGAGCAGCAAUUCCAGCAGCAACAGCAACAACUCCAGCAGCAACAUAUGCAGCAACAGCAGCAACUACAGCAGCAACAUCAGCAGCAGCAGCAACAACAGCAGCAACUCUACGGUCAGCAAUCGCAUUCAAAUUCACAUUCAAGUUCCAUUAGUUCGUCGCCCCAGCACUCGGCUGCGGGUAGUCCGGCCUCGCCCACGUCGGUUUCCUCGUCGGUGAUGUCCUCGUCGGGCUCCAAAGGUGCCCUGGGCCUGGGCAGCAGCAGCAAUGGUCCCAUUGCUGCCGUGCAUCAACAACAGCAGCAGCAGCGAGAGCAAGGCGGUCAGGUCGCGUAUCUGCCCAGCGGGAUUCCUGGUCUGCUGAGCUGCCCAGGCGGCGGGCCCGGGAACAAUGGUGGUGGUGGAGGCAUUGGUGGUGGUGGUGGCAACAACGAUCAGAGCGUCUCAGAGGCCAUUUCGAAUAUAUCUAGUCCUGACUACCAAGACGACGAUAACUUAUUGAGUUCUCGCGAUAUUCUAGGCGGCAUGGUACUUAGCGAUCCCAGUGACUCGGACUCCACCAUUCUCGUCUCGGACGCAGCCGCGCAGCAGCGCCAGCAGCUUAAACAGCAGUUGCGUGCCCAGCAGCAACAGCAGAGGGACAGGGAACGGGAGAGGGAUCGGGAUCGGGAUCGUGAACGGGAACAGUCCGAGCACAAGGUGGUCAUUCAAGUGCGUGGACUGGACAGCAACAGCAGCGGCAACGGUAACAACACUCGCUCCGAGGAGGAUGGUUUCACGCUGACGGAAGGGCCGCUGGGUUCGAUGACCAUCGGCAUGCUAGAUGCCUCGCCGCCAGUCUCCGACGACGGCAGCGAUGUGGAGUCCCUACACUCGUAUCACUACUCGCCCAAGGCCGUGGACAUGCCCUCGGCUAUUCGCCUGGCCAAAAGACUGUACUCCCUUGACGGUUUCAAGAAGAGCGAUGUGUCGCGACAUCUCAGCAAAAACAACGAUUUUAGUCGAGCGGUGGCCGAUGAGUAUCUCAAGCAUUUCACGUUCGAGAAAAAGUCACUGGACCAAGCGCUGCGUGAGUUCUUGCAGCAGUUUUCGCUGUCCGGCGAAACGCAAGAACGGGAGCGUGUACUAGUUCACUUUUCCAAGCGCUUCCUGGAUUGCAAUCCUGGCACCUUCAAUUCUCAGGACGCCGUGCACACGCUGACCUGUGCCAUAAUGCUGCUGAAUACGGACUUGCACGGCCAGAACAUGAAUCGUAAGAUGAGCUGUGCGGAGUUUGUCGACAACCUGGCAGAUCUCAACGAUGGCGAGAACUUUCCCAAGGAUGUGCUCAAGUCGCUUUACCAGGCCAUUAAAACCAAGCCGCUGGAGUGGGCACUAGAUGAAGAGGCAGGUGAUCUGCAGCAGCAAAGAGCCAACAAUACUGCCCUGGGCAAUGUGGGUCAGAAUCCUUUCCUCGAUCCCCCGGAACUCGCAACUGCUGUGGAGUACAAAAAAGGCUAUGUGAUGCGUAAAUGCUGCUAUGACAGCAGCUUUAAGAAAACUCCAUUUGGCAAACGCUCCUGGAAAAUGUUCUAUUGCACGUUGCGUGAUCUUGUGCUGUAUUUGCAUAAGGAUGAGCACGGUUUUCGCAAAAGUCAAAUGUCCGACAAUCUGCACAAUGCAAUACGCAUACAUCACGCACUAGCCACUAAGGCCAAUGACUACACCAAGAAGCAACAUGUGUUCCGUCUGCAGACGGCCGACCAGGCCGAGUAUCUGUUCCAGACCAGUGAUUCCAAGGAGCUGCAGUCAUGGGUGGAGACGAUCAACUAUGUGUGCGCCGCUAUAUCAGCGCCUCCGCUCGAGGGCGGCGUGGGCAGCCAGAAGCGGUUUCAGCGUCCACUCCUGCCUAGCAAACAGUCCAAGCUUUUACUAAAAGAGCAGUUGGACUCGCACGAAGUGCAGUUGGCCCAGUUAGAUCAGGAGCUGAACGAGCACAAGAAGGGUCCGAUUCCCAGCAAGGGUUUAGCUCUGCAAAAUUACAAGGAGAAGGAGAGCUACUUGCAGUACGAGCUGCGUCGCUAUCGCACCUAUGUGAGCAUCCUGAGCGCCAAGAUGCUAGCUGACCAGCAGCAAUUGGAGCUGCAGGCCCAACAGCCGACUCCAGCGGCGCACGAGGAAGAGGCCGACACAUUCCCAGUGGGCAACCCCGCCUGCACGACACCCACGCCGCAAAGUAUUAACCAAAAGGAUCAGCAGAAGGAGCCGCACCAACAGCCAACGAACAGAAAAGAGAAGAAAAAGAAAUAAUUACGUUUUGUUUCGCUCUUGAUUUCGAUCAUUUCAAAACUCGCAUACCAACACAAACACCUUCACCACAAUCCCCGCCUUCUGGCCAUUUGAGAAGCAGGCGAAUGAAUGAAUUUGAUUAGAAUACUCCGAAAUGCCAAGCUGCCUCAGCCGGGAACACAGACAGAUCACAUCCACAGAACCACUCACCCACUCGCAUACUCAGCACCACACACGCCAAGCCACUACCACCCACUACCCACUUACACUCAAGCGUUGCGGCUGUGCCGUGUCUGCCACUGAAGAAAUUCGGAAUUUGUGCACUUUCAAUUACGUCAAUCCCAUUGGGGGUUAAGAGGGAAAUAUCAUUUGAGAUAAUUAGACUACCGACACGAUAAUUAACGAGGAAGAGUUUUACGUUUAAAGGUCGUCCAUCAGAAAAUAUCGGCAUUAUCUUGAAUUCAAGACAUUGAUUUCAUUCGUAUGAAAGCUAGUUAUCCAAAGAAGGAUACUCGGAAUCGGUUUCAUAUGUUUUAAAGCUAAAAAAUUCGAUUUGAAUUAUCGUUAAUUUUUGCUUCGCCAAAGAUUCUGCUGGACGGCUGUUUAGGAACGAGAAUAAAAACUGCUUAUACACAUAGACUUAUUAUUACAAGAGUUGAUAAACAAUACUUACAUCAUUACCUAUGCUAUCAUUAUAAAUGAUAAAAAUAAAUUAUAAAUUAUUGAACAAUAUCUCUAUGCAACCAGAAGAUGGAGAUUAUCGGCAGUAACAAUAACGCAAUGAGAACGAGGAUAAGAGCAUUAGCACUAAACCUAAGCAAUUACUACCAUACCAUGUACGACUUGUUUUUUGGUCUUUUGCGAUUAUCAUUAUCACAUUAACUGUGUAGGUACACUUUCUCCAAUAUUAUGUACGGAUUAAUAUAUUUAUUUAAACAAUUAUCGGUUGAUUACGCGACAUGUCCAUGUAGCUAGAAUAUGAAAUUAAUAUCGAUUACGGGGUAAUGAGAGAAUGGAGGAAACAAUAAAAUUAAAUACAUCAUAUAUUUUUGAAUAUAUUAUAAUUAUUGUAUUGUGUAAUUAUGUAAAUGCAGAAUAUAUUACAUUGUUUAUAAUAAUUUUUAACAAUUACUACUGAAACGGCAAUAAAUUCGAAAAUACAAACUAAACUAAACUAAUCUACAAAAGUGACAAAAACUUGCCUGCAAACCAAGCGCCUAAACGUAUGCAUAUUGUAUAUUUAUUUAGUCAAACAUUUUAACCGACUUACAAAGGGCAUCACUUAGUUUUUAAAGCAAUACCCUUUCGAUAACAAUUCACACAAGCAUUCAAUUGAGUAAACUUUUGGCGAAAAGGGAAACAAGAAGACGAACGUGGAGACGGUGAUUUUUAUGUGAACAUUUAUUACUAAAUGAUAAGCUUUGAGUAAACUUAGGAAAGCCGUUAUACUAUGCAUAUACACAUAUAUAUAUGAACUAUAUAUAGUAUAUAUGAAUGCUCAUGUGAGCAACCAAACAAUUACGAUAUGAAUCAUUAAAUACUUCCGAAAGCAUUAAA